CUGAAGGGAAGGAAAAAAAAAAAGAGCACAGUCACACAGCAGCUCAACGCCAGCUGAUUCCUCCUCCUUCUGCAGCCGUCAUCUUCUCCAUCCAUCAAGAGGAAGAAGAAGAAGAGGAAGAAGAAGAAGAGGAAGAAGAAGAAGAAGAAGCCGUCUUCGAGUUUCACUGUACUUUUUGACCUGAAAUCGACCUAUCUUUUACUCUUUCUUCCCCAACCCAACUGAGCUGACGGCGUCAAUUCGGCGUUACUGUGGAGGAGAGAGAAUGUGGGGGCGAGGGAGGAGAGAGAGAGGGAGGGAGGGAGGGAGGGAUGGAGAUGGCCUCGGAGCCGGAGAGUAGUUUUGGAGCAUUGCCAUUUUAUUUGACUGUGCUUUACUUGCCUUUCACACUCUCAACCUGACCUAAACCGCCAUUUUUAACGCUUUCUCUUUCUUCUUCUUCUCUCUCUCUAUUAUUUGUCUGCAUUCUGAUGAACAUAUACUCCUAUUCUAUCUAAACUCUCUUUCUCUUCUUUUCUUGGCAUUCAGUCUGGUUCUAGGGUUUCGAGUACUCUUCUCUUCUAGCGUGGCCACACUCCCCCUCUAUGAAUUAUUAGGGCUUUCUUUUAUUUUCCCACAUUCUCACCAAUGAAUAUCAUUGCUUAUCUACAUCACGCAGCUCUCCCUCUUAACUUCAUUUUUCUGCUUAUACUCUUGGUUUCUUCAGCCUCCGAUUCCGAACUCAACUCUCUGCUUGAAUUCAAGAAGGGGAUUCUCAAAGAUCAGCACAAUUCGGUCAUCGGGAAGUGGGAUUUGGCCUUCGUUUCGAAUUCUGAUGUUAACGGCUGCCCUUCGUCCUGGACUGGCGUGUCUUGCGAUGAGAACGGUAAUGUGUCUGCAAUUGUGCUGGACCGGCUAGGCUUGGGUGGGGAGUUGAAGUUCCAGACUCUGAUUGGGCUUAAGAGCCUUAAGAAUUUGAGUCUUUCUGGAAAUGAUUUCACUGGACGGCUUGUUCCUGCUCUUGGGACUUUAUCUAGUCUGCAGCAUUUGGAUCUGUCCUCUAAUAGAUUCUACGGGCCGAUCCCGGAGCGGAUCAAUGAUCUUUACAAUCUGAACUAUCUGAAUUUCUCAGCAAAUGACUUUAAUGGUGGGUUUCCUGUUGGUAGAUUGAAUCUUAAUCAGCUUAAGGUAUUGGAUUUGCACUCUAAUCGACUUUAUGGGAACAUUGGCCUGUUGGUUUCCCAGCUGCGGAAUGUGGAAUAUGUUGAUUUAAGCCACAAUGAGUUUUACGGAGGACUUUCAGUUGGCUCCGAGAACAUUUCGAGUUUGGCUAAUACGUUAAGAAUUUUCAAUUUAAGUUACAAUAGAUUGAAUGGUGGAUUCUUUGACGUUGACUCUCUCAUGUUAUUCCGAAACUUGGUAGUUUUGGAUAUGGGUCAUAAUCAGAUUAUUGGGGAAUUGCCUUCAUUUGGGUCCUUGCCUAAUUUGCGGACUGUGAGGCUUGAUAAUAAUCUUUUAUCUGGCUCAGUGCCUGGGGAACUGCUAAACAGGUCUUUGCAAUUGGAGGAAUUGGAUCUUAGUGGUAAUGCCUUUACAGGUUCAAUUCUUCGCGUUGACUCUUCUACUCUGAAAUUUUUGGACCUUUCGUCGAAUGCUUUAUCUGGCGACAUAUCAGUUUUGCAGACUUGGGAAGCCAAUUUUGAAGUUCUUGAUUUAAGUUCAAACAAGUUCACAGGAAGUUUCCCAAACUCAACUUCCUUUGAGGGAUUAAAGGUGCUUAACGUCAGAAAUAAUUUAUUAGUAGGCCCUUUGCCGUUUACAUUGGGGAACUAUCCUAGCAUGUCUGCAGUUGACUUCAGUUUGAAUGAUUUAAGCGGUACUAUCCCUGCUAGUUUAUUUACAUCCAUUACCUUGAUCAGCCUCAAUCUUUCAGGAAAUCGGUUUACUGGCCCCAUUCCUCUUCAAGACUCGAGUGUUAGUGAGUUGUUAGUUAAACCAUCAGAUUUGCCAAUGGAAUAUCUUGAUCUAUCUAAUAAUUCCUUGAUUGGUGGGUUGCCUCCUGAAAUAGAUAAAUUGGCGAGUCUCAAAUUGCUAAAUCUUGCAAAGAAUGAAUUAUCAGGAUCACUUCCAGAUCAAUUGAACAGACUGAGUAACUUGGAGUAUCUUGAUUUAUCGAACAACAAAUUUACAGGUGAAAUUCCUGAUAUGCUUCCCAACCUACAUGUUUUUAAUGUGUCCUAUAAUUAUCUCUCCGGUAGUGUUCCAGAGAAUUUAAGGAACUUCCCUGUCUCAUCAUUUCGUCCCGGAAAUGAUAAACUUAGCUUACCGAAAGAUAUAGGUUCAGAGAACUCAAUUCCAGAUAGUUUACCCGAGCAGGGAAAACGUGGCACUUCUAAAGCUAAUAUACGAAUAGCUAUUAUUCUUGCCUCAGUUGGAACAGUUGUGAUGAUUGUGUUUCUUUUACUGGCUUAUCAUAGAGCACAACGUAAAGAGUUCCAUGGAAGAAGUAUAUUUAGCGGCCAGGGUACUGAAAGGAACAAUAAGAUGGAACGUUUCAGGCCUUCUAUUUUCAAAUUCCAACUGAACAAUCAGCCUCCACCAACUUCUUCAAGUUUUUCAAACGACCAUUUACUAACCGCUACUUCAAGGACAUUAUCUGGGCAGGCAGAAUUCUCUUCUGAGAUUUCUGAACAUGUUUUACCUGGUGGUGCCGCAACAAGUUCAUCGAUGAUUAUUCCUAACUUGCUCGACGAUCAUCCUGUUACUUCUGCGAAAAAUUCCUCCCCUGGUUCCCCAUUAUCUUCCUCACACCAGUUUGUUGAAGGGCGUGAACUACCUGUUACACUAGAUGUGUAUUCACCAGAUCGGUUAGCCGGAGAAUUGUUUUUUCUGGACAAUUCACUGCUAUUCACAGCUGAGGAAUUAUCCAGAGCUCCAGCUGAAGUUCUUGGUAGAAGCAGCCAUGGAACACUAUACAAAGCUACUUUGGAUAGUGGACAUAUGCUGGCAGUUAAGUGGCUACGUGUUGGACUUGUCAAACAUAAGAAGGAAUUUGCGAAGGAAGUUAAAAGAAUUGGAUCAAUGAGGCAUAAAAGCAUUGUUCCUUUACGGGCAUAUUAUUGGGGUCCAAGAGAACAAGAGCGACUUCUUUUAGCUGACUUUAUUUUGGGAGAUAGCUUAGCUCUACAUCUUUACGAAACUACACCUCGAAGUUAUUCUCGGUUGACCUUCAGUCAGAGACUAAAAAUUGCAGUGGAAGUUGCUCGCUGUCUGUUAUACCUUCACGACAGUGGCCUCCCCCAUGGAAACUUAAAGCCAACAAAUAUUAUCUUGGCAGGCCAUGAUUCUGAUGCCCGCCUCACUGACUACGGACUUCACCGCUUGAUGACACCAGCAGGCAUUGCGGAGCAGAUAUUGAAUCUAGGGGCACUUGGAUAUUGUGCUCCAGAACUGGCUUGUGCAGCGAAACCUGGUCCAUCUUUCAAGGCUGACAUUUAUUCAUUUGGGGUGAUUCUAAUGGAGCUUUUAACCAAAAGAAGUGCAGGCGACAUAAUAUCAGGCCAAUCUGGGGCUGUCGAUCUUACAGAUUGGGUACGUCUAUGCGAUCAAGAAGGACGAAGAAUGGACUGCAUAGACCGAGAUAUCGUCGUCGGAGAAGAGCCUUCGAAAGCUAUGGAUGAACUGUUGGCUAUAUCCCUCAAGUGCAUUCUCCCUGUAAAUGAGAGGCCUAACAUCAGACAAGUCUUCGAUGAUUUAUGUGCUAUAUCUGUUUGAUUUCCACCCCCUCCCCCUCUCCCCCUUGUGUACAUGCGUCUUGGAAUUAGUUUUUUCCGUGUUCCUCGACCCAUUUGUUUUUGUUUCCUAUUUUUCGCUUCGUAUUGGUUUCAGCCUACAGAUUUUGGGCAUAUUGUCACCAUGUUUCUCCGUGAAAUUUUCUUGUAAAUGAACGGUAUCCAUUCAUUUUUUUUCC
Molecule: messenger RNA, 3949 nt
Organism: Cucurbita maxima (winter squash)
Lineage: Eukaryota; Viridiplantae; Streptophyta; Magnoliopsida; Cucurbitales; Cucurbitaceae
Product: probable inactive receptor kinase At5g10020
Exons: 3
Coding region: 628-3753 (1041 amino acids)
Biological process (GO): protein phosphorylation
Molecular function (GO): ATP binding; protein binding; protein kinase activity
Source: RefSeq, a predicted model, not a curated record